GCAAUUUUAAUAAAAGUUUGCAUCAUGAUUCAUGAUAAUAUGAUGUCAAAGAUCAUAGAUGUCAUAUGUAUCAACAAACAACUUGCGUAAUAUAAUCAAAGAUUAUAUUAUGCUUAGGACUGUCUAUACGAAAUGUACUUGAUCACUUGUACAGGAUCACUGUGACAUAUUUACAUUUUUAUCUGUUUUAACAUUUAUAAUAAUUAUAACUACUAAUUAAAAAUAUCAUGUAAAUGCUAGUUUAUGACGGUAAUAACAUCGGUUAUUGCUCGUUAUCUACAAGCACUCAACCUACAAACACUCGACUUAUAAGUGACCUACAAGCAACAGCACAAGUGCUCUGUGCAUUAUGGCAGCUUUGACAUCAGCUAAGAACACUUUAAGGAAACAAAUGAAAAAUGUUCUUCAAAAUAUUAGCUCACAAGAAAAAAAGGAACAGUCUAUAAACGUAUUGAAAAAGCUGUGUGCACUGAAGCAAUAUCAAGACAGCAAGAGAAUAUCGAUAUAUCUUAGCACUAAAGAUGAACUUGAUACUUUACCCAUUUUAAAACAUAUAUUUGACACUGGAAAGGAAGCGUUUGUACCGCAAUAUGCAGGAAAAACUAUGGACAUGGUAAAACUAAACUCAUUAGAAGAUUAUGAGACAUUGCCGUUAACAAAAUGGAACAUAAAACAACCAAGUCUUACUGAGUGUCGUGAAAAUGCAUUGGAAACAGGUGGAUUAGAUCUAAUAAUUUUACCAGGUGUUGCUUUCACAAUGAAUGGAAAACGUCUAGGACAUGGAAUGGGUUAUUAUGACAAAUAUUUAAAAAUUUGUUUUCAAAAACAAACCACAAGGCCAUAUCUAAUUGCAGUAGGAUUUAGAGAACAGAUACAAGAGGACAUUCCUACUAAUGAAGAUGACAUGCUUGUUGAUAUUGUAUUGGUCGAUAAAUAGAGUGCAUAAAAAUAUAAAAGCUUGUUAUUUUACUUCAUGUGUGACACGAAUAAAAUUAUUUUCUCUUAUG
Molecule: messenger RNA, 1007 nt
Organism: Camponotus floridanus (Florida carpenter ant)
Lineage: Eukaryota; Metazoa; Arthropoda; Insecta; Hymenoptera; Formicidae
Gene: Mthfs
Product: 5-formyltetrahydrofolate cyclo-ligase
Exons: 4
Coding region: 350-937 (195 amino acids)
Biological process (GO): tetrahydrofolate interconversion; folic acid-containing compound biosynthetic process
Cellular component (GO): mitochondrion
Molecular function (GO): 5-formyltetrahydrofolate cyclo-ligase activity
Source: RefSeq, a predicted model, not a curated record